This is a messenger RNA of Sphaerodactylus townsendi, 5185 nucleotides long. RefSeq names its product netrin 3 (gene NTN3). The record is from RefSeq and is a predicted model, not a curated record. Bases 487 to 2289 code for a protein of 600 amino acids. Lineage: Eukaryota; Metazoa; Chordata; Lepidosauria; Squamata; Sphaerodactylidae. Gene Ontology annotation, molecular function: protein binding. The transcript has 7 exons.
GCAGCCGCCACAGCCGGGGCUCAGUUUCUCCACUGUUGGCGUUCUCCUCACCCCCUCCUUCCCUCCUUCCUUCACUUUUCCUCUCUCCCUCCCACCCAGCAGAGCAGCCCUUCAUUGGGCAGUCCGAGAGAGAGAGAGAGAGAGAGAGAGAGAGAGAGAGAGAGAGAGAGGAGUGAAACAGCUCGGAAACCCCCGGGCAGCAGCGAAAGGACUGAGAUCCCCACAGCGGGGUUUGAAGCAGCUCCCCAGCCUGACUGCAGAGAAUCGUUUUGCUCAUUUCCCCUCUCCUGGUUUCCUUUUUUCCCCUUUUGCACCCAGUGACAGCAGCAGAUUGCUUCCCCCCCCCCCCCUCUUUCCAAGUUCCAGAUUCUGAUUUCCCCCCUUUCCGCAGCAGAGGUGGUUUUGACUGUCUGGGAUUGCGCUGCUUUGACAUCUCCGGGCUUGGGUGUUCAAAGGGGAACUUUCUACCUGUUGGAGUCACAAAGGAUGUGUUUUCCUUGGCUCGGAGGAUCUACCAUCAGCAGGAUGGAGUCUUUGGCUCUGCUGUGGCUGCUCCUUUCCACUUGUGGCGUUGACCUGGCUCAGGCCGUGAACCCUUUCGCAGUGCAGCAGAACCCGCCAGACCCUUGCUACGACGAGAAAGGGACUGCUCGACGCUGCAUCCCGGAGUUUGUCAACGCUGCCUUCGGAAAGGAAGUCCACGCCUCCAGCACGUGCGGGAAGCCUCCCACCCGCCACUGCGAUUCGUCAGACCCCCGCAAAGCUCACCCAGCCUCCUACCUCACUGACCUCAACACCGUGGCCAACAUGACCUGCUGGCGCUCCGAGACUUUGCAUCACUCGCCACAGAACGUCACCAUCACCCUCUCCUUGGGCAAGAAGUUCGAGGUGAUCUACGUCAGCUUGCAGUUCUGUUCCCCCCGUCCCGAAUCGGCAGCUGUCUUCAAGUCCAUGGAUUACGGCAAGACCUGGGUGCCUUACCAGUACUACUCCUCUCAGUGCCGUAAGAUCUAUGGCAAAUCGAACAAAGCCACCGUCACCAAGCAGAACGAACAGGAAGCUUUGUGCACCGACGGGCACACAGACUUGUACCCGUUGACCGGGGGACUUAUUGCCUUCAGCACCCUGGACGGGCGUCCCUCAGCUCAAGAUUUUGACAACAGCCCUGUUCUUCAGGACUGGGUGACAGCCACCGACAUCAGAGUAAUUUUCAGUCGUCCCCAUCUGUUCCGGGAGCUGGGAGGUCGGGACCAUGACGAUGAGGACGGUGGCUCAAGCUCUUCUUCAUACUUCUAUGCUGUGGGAGAGUUCCAGGUCGGGGGACGUUGCAAAUGUAACGGCCACGCGUCGCGCUGCAUAAAGGACAAGGAAGGCAAGCUGGUGUGCGACUGCAAACACAACACCGAAGGCCCCGAAUGCGACCGAUGCAAACCCUUCCACUAUGAUCGCCCGUGGCAGAGGGCCACGGCCCGGGAGGCCAACGAAUGCUUAGCUUGCAACUGUAACCUUCACGCCCGCCGCUGCCGCUUCAACAUGGAGCUCUACAAACUCUCCGGGCGGAAGAGCGGAGGCGUGUGCCUUAACUGUCGCCACAACACUGCCGGCCGGCACUGCCACUACUGCAAGGAGGGAUUCUAUCGGGACAUGAGCAAGUCCAUCACUGACCGCAAGGCCUGCAAAGCGUGUGAUUGCCACCCAGUUGGCGCAGCGGGGAAAACCUGCAAUCAAACCACGGGGCAGUGCCCAUGCAAGGAUGGUGUGACAGGGUUAACCUGCAACCGCUGCGCUAAGGGCUACCAGCAGAGCCGCUCGCCUGUGGCUCCGUGCAUCAAGAUUCCCGCCAUCAAUCCAACAUCUGUCGUCACCAGCACAGAAGAACCAGCAGACUGUGACUCCUAUUGCAAGCCAGCCAAGGGCAACUACAAGAUUAAUAUGAAAAAAUACUGCAAGAAAGAUUACGUUGUCCAAGUGAACGUCUUAGACAUGGAGACAGUCGCCAACUGGGCCAAGUUCACCGUCAACAUCCUUUCGGUCUACAAGUGCCGAGACGAGCGGGUGAAACGGGGCGAUAACUUCCUGUGGAUCCACAUGAAAGACUUGGCAUGUAAGUGCCCCAAGAUCCAAAUCAGCAGGAAGUACUUGGUGAUGGGCAUCAGUGAAAACCCCGCCGAGCGGCCGGGACUAAUGGCUGACAAAAACAGCUUGGUGAUCCAGUGGCGGGACGCGUGGACCCGGCGCCUCCGGAAACUGCAGAGGCGGGAGAAGAAGGGGAAGUGCUUGAAACCAUGAUUGGUUCAGGUCCCUGUCUGUUAAUAUGUGCCUCCCUUGCCCGUUGGGUCCCUCUGCGCUCCAAUCAGCAGACUGUUCCAAGAGACUCUGUACAUAAUACGUAUCCUGUGAAUGAAUGGGCUCACCUGUGUAUAGUGUAUAUUUUGGCAAUGAUUCCUUUGGGCAUGCGUGCGUGUGCAUGAGUGUAUGGGUCCCCUUUUUUUAAAAAAAUGUUUAUUAAGAGUAACACAGUAAUGACAAACCUUUAACAAGGAGCGAAGGAAUGGAAAGGUCUGGUGGGGCCAAAUCUCUGAAGAUGCUUGGAAGAAGAAGAUAGCAUUCUGUUCUCUGGAUGUUACCUCUGUUAUCUUUACACCAUCUUGGGUGCCAUUCCCCGUCCCCUUAUCCCUCACAGCAACUCCCACUGGUGAGAUUACUGAAGCCCUCAACCACAUCAUGAGCUGAACAAAGGAGGAUUGGUUGCCAUCUUCACAUUUGUUGCUUCUUGGUUCUCUGGGGCUGCCUGGGGAGCUGCACUAGGAACUAGGGGGUUCCUGAGCAUUUUCCUCUCUGUCACGCUUGCUUAUUUCUGGGUGAUUUGACAAUCUCAGCAGCCAUAAAAUUGUAAUGGCUGUAGAUUUGGCCCUUCCUCAGCACAGAAGAAAAUGCCUUGAUCUGUAAAUUGAGACCAGGGCACAUUGGACUGGGCUGAAAAUUAUGACAGCAUAACUCAUUCCCACACAAAAGGACACACCCAAAAGUUAAGUGUCCUUCAAUGCAGUGGGCUAGGAGGGUCGUAGAAAGUGCAUUAUCUAGCUGUCUUCUCUCUUUCUUCACUGGUCUCUUUCUUCUGCAAUCUGGCUAAAAUUGCAAAACCUUCUGUGUAACCAGAGGACCUGAGAUCUACCUGGAGUAUGAUUUGCUUAGCUUCUCUAAUGUCACAGAAGGGAUUUCUUGAGGUGUCUUGGUGGCCUUUUGGCUGCCAGCAGUGUAUGAAGAAUGAAGAAAUCCCAGAAUCUGAGGUCCAAGAACAGCCUGAAGUUGCUAAACUGAACACUAGAAUUGCCUUUUUGCUAACACCUUGUUGGUUAGACUUUUUUUUAAAGCCAUUCUUAUUUGUUUUUAAUACCGUGGCUUAAUAGUGGCUGCUGUUUUGCGUCACCGAAGGAUAAUAACUGCAAAACGUUUAUAUGCCUGCGAGGUUAUUCUGCCUGUGUAGCAUAAAAAAAGGAUGAUUUAGUGGGGCAGCAGAAACUGACAAGUGCACAGCUAGAGGAAUCCUUUGGCUGGGGCCCAGCGUUAACUCCUUUUAGCAGCCAAAAAUGUAUCCCAGAGUUUUGUACAUUCUGCCAAUCAGAUUCAGCAAUACGACUCUAAGUUUAUGGAAGCCCGAGGCCACACCUGACCAGCCAAAGGUUUUCCCUGACGGACCAUAUCUUCUGUAUCCCGGCCAAUCUGUUAGUGCUCUUUGGAGCUUCCGUUUGUAUCUCCAAGCAAGCCUCCUGACUUCGUGAGCCAAAUCGAACGAAGUGCUACCGGUGGCACCCCAACACCACAGUCCACGUUGUGGAUAUUUCAGAAGCUGCAUAAGUUAACUAUGGGAAGCAUCCCUAUCCUGGGGAUUUUUCAGGUACCAGAUACUUCAUACUUAGCGUGCGGAUCGUAUAAGGCUUUCUUCCCUUCAAGAUACAUUGCCACGAGCUGGAAAGGACAGCUGAGAUACAAAAUCCUGCAGACUUUAGUCCCUCCAGGUAGUCCAAAGAACCAAGCAGAUUGUGGAGUUGGAUAUCCUAUAAUGUUUUAGAUUGCGGCUGAGUGAUGACAAUGGGAACUCUGACGGGAUCUUUUUCUGAUGGUGCUUCCUAGCAGCCCCUUCCAUGUCCAAGUACUGCAAUUGUUUAGACUGUGCCUCCAAGGGCCAGAAGGCAUUGUGGGAAGAAAACAACAGGAUAUAGGUGUCACCUUGGUCCCUACCCUGGGCAUUUAGUUGGCUCCUGCUAGAAAUACAUAAGUGGAUUUUUCUAUCACAUUUUUAUCUUUCUCUUCCUUCAAGGCGCUCAGGGACAAAUCGGUCAUCCUUCCAUUGUAUUCUCACCGCAGUCCCUGUGAAGGUACACUUGGCACAGAGUAAAUAGGCUGAAAUCAUAGCUGGUUGGGGACUUGAACCCUGGUCUGCUGGGGCUGCGAAGAGAAAGCUAGAAGGCAAAGUUUGGUCACCCUUGGAGGCCAGUAAAACCAAGCUAGUUAUGAAACUGAUUUUAUUGGGUGUUUGAGGUAGGGGAAGCAUGUGAGAACAACUAGCGACUAGCAUGGGGGGAGCAGAUAAACUGUCAGGGCUACUGAGGUCAAGGCCAACACCAGCCUCGGUCCUCACAAGUUUAACCACACUGGCUGUUUUGGUCUGUUCCAUCAAGGCAGUCCUGAUGUGCUUGCUUGACAUGGAAAAGCCGCGAUUGCCAUCUCUCACGAGGGUUCACGUAGCCAAGACCAGCCCCCUGAAGGAGCGGCGCUAAAACAUGGGGAGUGGCGAGUUUAUGGCCAUGGUUAAAAUGUUGAAAUGCAUUUAGAGCAGGGUGAGUUUAGGGAUUUUUGUGAGCGCUGCUGAUGCGAGUUGUUCUCGGAUGCUGGCUACCCGCUUCCUCGGGUUCAGAGAGGCACGUCUUUCCAUGCAAAGGUCAGGGGUCCCACAGAGGUGUAGGAGUAGUUGCUUUUUCAAGGGACUCUGUGCUGAAGGGAGUAAUGACUUCAGCACGGAAACAAGCAAAAAAAGAAAAUGGACGCCAUGGCUUCUGAUCGCAAGCAAGCCAUCAGUGCUCACGGAAGGAAGAUCUGUGGGGAUUUGUAACUGUAAGUUUGCAAAGAACUCCAACUUCGUCUUUGAGAACUACAUAAAUAAAAAAUUAUGUUUUUAAAAGGA